AUGUUUUUUCUCUUUUACUUGUAUAUAUCUUUCAGCUUUCAUUUUCUAUCUAUCUAUCUAUUCUAUCUAUCUAUUUUAUCUAUCUAUAUUUUUCCAUCUAUCUAUCUAUCUCUGUCUCAUUCUGUUUAUUCUCUAUCUAUCUAUCUAUCUAUCUAUCUAUCUAUUUUUCAUCUAUCUAUCUCAGUUUAUUCUUUUUUCUAUCUGUUUCUGUUCUUUGUUUAUUUUCAUUCUAUCUAUCAUAACAUUUAUCUAUCUAUCUAUCUAUCUUUCCAUCUGUUCAUAUUUUCUUUUUCUAUUUAUCUAUCUCUCUAUCUAUCUAUUCUCAUUUUAUCUAUCUAUCUAACUGUUCUUCAUCUAUUUUAUCUAUCUAUUCUAACUGUUUUACCGUGCGUUUUAUCUAUCUAUCUAUCUAUCUUUCGUUCUAUCUAUUCAAUCUAUCCAUCUAUCUCAGUCUGUUCGUAUCUAUUUAUCUAUCUAUUCAUUUUCCAUCUAUUUAUCUUUUCUUUUAAUGCCUCUCAUCUCUGUUCCAUCUAUGUUAAUCUCUGCUUGGCGAGUUUACUAUAA
Molecule: messenger RNA, 564 nt
Organism: Acanthosepion pharaonis
Lineage: Eukaryota; Metazoa; Mollusca; Cephalopoda; Sepiida; Sepiidae
Source: the annotation of a GenBank genome assembly